AUGGCGCCGUUCGCGUACGAGUUUCGAGGAAAUGGAGACCGACCUCGAGGCGGAGAUCGAAAUGGAGACUCGGUCAGAGGCGGAGAUAGUUAUAGACCGAGAAGAGAUGAUGGUGAAAGAGAUAGAACGCCGCGCCAUCAGUUCACUUUUCGAUUUCCCAAACCUACCGCUGACCGCCCGUUACUGUCGCGAAAACGUGAAACUACUCCGGAACUGCUCGUUGGUCAACAAGAAGGGCAAGACCAACCACGAUUCAAGUUUGCUCAGUUGGAUGAAUUGACCGAUAGUGAUGAAGCAGCGAUGGAAGAAUCUUCCUCCGAGAAUGAAGAUGCGAGUGGCUCGGAUCCUCCACGCAAGAAACGCGCUAUUGAACCCGCAGUCACCGCUGCUCCUGAGCGGCCGAAGUGGUCGAAUCCAGAUCCUUAUACAGCCCUUCCCCCUCCAGAUGAGACACAAACUAAACGACCUGAUUUUGUGAAACUUAUUCGAAAGGCUCGAAUCUCAGCAACUGCUGCGGAACCACUCAUCGGCGGUGAUGCAGUCACUACCAACGAAGACUUCAUCUCUUUAAAAGCCGACGAUGACGACCUCGAAGAAGACAAUUCACCACCAGAAAAUGCUCCUUUGGGUCCAAAGAAUCGCCAGCAACCUCAGACUGAAGGCGUGAGUGCAGGCAAGAAGCGCACGCGGGAUGACCAGAUCAAAGUGUUCACUGGAAAGUCAGGCAAGAUUAGCUUCACUCCAGAAGGAGACAUCGUCAGCAUAUGGAAGGCCCGGCCAUCCGACAAUGGGAGCCCCUGGCUUGAAUUGAUGGAGCCUACAAUGCAUAUUGGUACUAGAUUACAUAACGAAAUCCUCGCUUUUUAUGACUGGGUCAAACCCCGCCCGUACGAAGAUGUGAUUCGGAGAGACCUCAUUAACAGAAUACAAGGUGUAUUCGAUUCUCAGCCAAAGUUCCGGGAUAUGGAGAUUCGGUCAUUUGGAUCGUUCGCGUCUGGGCUCUAUCUUCCUGUGGCCGAUAUGGACCUGGUCAUACUCUCGCCCAGUUUCAAACGCUAUGGAAGGGAAACUUUUGUUCCUUACAGAAGAAGUUCAGCAGGUAGAAUCUCUAUCUAUGAAGUCGCCAGAGUGAUUGAAAGAGCCAACAUCGUGGCUUCUGGGUCAAUGGAAAUCAUUUCUGGAGCUAGAGUUCCCAUUCUCAAGUGGAUUGAUCGUUUGACCGGUUUACGGGUGGACAUGGCAUUUGAUAAUGAUAGCGGUAUUCGUGCUAUUCAAACCUUUGAAAAGUGGAAAGAAGCCUACCCGGCGAUGCCUGCUAUUGUUGCCGUCAUCAAGCAAUUCUUGCUUCUACGAAGUUUAAACGAGGUUCCCACAGGUGGUUUGGGAGGAUUCGCUAUAAUAUGUCUCGUUGUUAGCCUACUACAGCAUAUGCCUCAUCAUUUGAAUGGCUAUGGCCCCUCUCUUGGCAGUAUUCUCAUGGACUUUUUUGAUUUCUAUGGCAACAAGUUCGAUUUCACGUCGGUUGGUAUCCGUAUGGAGCCGCCAGGGUACUUCAACAAAGUUGUCUAUAGCAACGAGAAAAAGGUACGGCUGUCCAUUGAGGAUCCUAAUCGACCAGAAAACGACAUUUCCGUGGGCACAAAAGAGAUAGGCCUUAUAUUUCGCUGCUUUUCCAAGGCCUACGACGUACUGAAGUCUCGAAUGACGUCGCUCGCAGUUUCGCAGAAUCAGACGCAUGUUUGUUUUUUGGACACCAUCAUCUCAGCAUGCUACGACGAAUAUGCAGACCAGCGUGCCCAUUUGCGAAAAAUAUUUGAGGUCGAGCCCAGGUUCAUUCCAUACCGUGGAAUGCUCACACCUCCACCACCACCGCUAGAUAGCCCUUCGGACUCAGAGUAUGACCCGGAGCAUGCCCCUGUUCCCCCCCCUCCACCUCCACCUUCAGCUCGAACGCAGCCUGAGCUGAAGAUCAAAGGCUUGGGAACCUCGAAUAUCAACGAAGAUAAAACGGCUGCCAAGAAGCAGAAGAAAAAGAAGAAGAAAGCACCGAAACAAAAUUCAAAGGCGAAGAAGGCAUAG
Molecule: messenger RNA, 2079 nt
Organism: Talaromyces stipitatus ATCC 10500
Lineage: Eukaryota; Fungi; Ascomycota; Eurotiomycetes; Eurotiales; Trichocomaceae
Product: topoisomerase family protein TRF4, putative
Exons: 3
Coding region: 1-2079 (692 amino acids)
Biological process (GO): RNA 3'-end processing
Cellular component (GO): TRAMP complex; nucleolus
Molecular function (GO): poly(A) RNA polymerase activity; mRNA binding
Source: RefSeq, a predicted model, not a curated record